CCUUGCCCCCCUCCCCUUCCUUCCUUCUUUCUUCCUCUGCUUCCCUUCUCCCCUUUCUCUCCUCCUCUUCUCUCUUUCCUCCUUCAGCCAAUGCGAUCCCCGGAAGGGUGGGCUUGGGAAGGGAGGGGGAAUGGAAAGAAAAAGCCAGGCUCUUCCCUUUGCCACUCUCUUUCUUAUCCCAAAGCAGGGAAGUCCUUCAAGGGAGCGUCCCAAAGACCUGGGGGGUCAGGAACCAAUCUUUGGCAAACUUUGGCAAACUUUUCUCCGCUUUUGCGCAUUGGGUCGCAACUUCUUUCAGCUCCCCCCAGGCUCUAGUUACAUAUAUAUAGAGAUACAUAUAUUUCUUCUCUCCCCCCCCCCCUUUUCCCCAACAGCAGGGCUUGAGCCACUUCGUCGUCCCUCCCAAACUGGACGCCUGAAGCCAAGAUGUCCCAGCUGUCUGUUAAAGAGCAUCUGGAUGGGAUACUUUCCGACUUCGAAGCCCUAAAGAGGUCCUUCGAUGUAGAAGAUGGAGAAGAGGAGCCAGAGUUUUCCCCUUCCUCUCCACCACAUUCCCCCUUGAAUCCCAUCUCACCUGGAGUCCUCCUGACCCCUGGCAAUGGAGAGGGGAGGAGAGCUGGGGGUCCAAUGCUGCCCUCUUACCAGACUCGCGUCGGCUUGGGCUCCAGCCCAGCUCAGAACCCCAACCCCAAGGCACGGAUCAGUGGCAGCCUCUCUUUCAACAGGGGCACCAUGCAGCCUCCUCGAGCCAAUGGGACAAACCUCACCAGGGUCUCCUCCUUCCAGACACAGCUCAACCCCAAUGGCUUCUCAUCAUCCUUGGGGCCUGGAAGUGACAACGAGAGCCUGCAUAGCUCAUCUUCCAGCUUGGAGUGCCCGAUACCCAUCAAAGGAUCUCAGAAUAUGGCUCCACAAUUGCAGUUACCCACAUCAUCUGCUACCCAGCUUUCCAGUCACAUCCUGAAGAAGUUCUCCUCCCAUGGCAACGUCUUCCAUGCCGAGGUGGACCAGCCCAUCCAAGAGAUCUCCAAAGCUGCUGUGAAUCACAGCUCAUUGCCCUCGCUGGACCUGCACAUUGCCGAGGAACAGGGAAUCAGCCUCCCUCUUUGCUCUACUCCAAAACCUGAUGCCACAAAGAGCUACAGGGACCAGAACUGUACCUCACCUCCACCAAAGAACAACACAUUCAUGAGAAAGGAGGCCUUCAUUCCGGCCGUGCAAGCUAGCCAGUUGGCAAACAAGGCUGCUCCUGCUCCAGCCUCUAGGCAGACAGCGAAGUUGCAGAAAUUCCCCAUCAGCCUUGAUGGGUUGAUUGGAAAGUCUCCAAAUGGUGCUUUCCCUAUGGCACCAAAGGCUGAUUCUACAUUCAAACCUUUGUCUAAGGCAGAGCUCCAGGUCAACCUUGGCCCUAGCCUGAGCAUGGCCCAGAAACACCCAGAAGUCAUCUGGGGAGAUCAAACUGUCACAGGGAGCAGCAUUUGCCUGCCACCUUCUUCCAGGAGCCUUCCAGGAGCUCCCUUCCAGCUUGUGUCACAUCUCCAAAUGCCACAAACCACUUCCCGGCCAUCUUCUCAUGGAGACCCAGCAACAGGAUCUCCACAAGAAGAGCCAGGUCCAUCAAGUCCAAGAGAAAGCAGCUAUGUUCCGAUAGAGAAGGUCAACUCUCCUAUCUGCCAAGAAGCCCCCAAACUUCAUGUUCUAGUGCCGUCUUCUUGCUCAAGUGAAGAUCCCCUCAUCAGAGCAAACAAGUCACUGGAGGCUUCUUUGGAGCAGAAGGAACUUCAAGACAAGGAGCCAUUAAAGGAAGAGCAAAGCUCCUUGAAGCAGGCAUUCAGCAUGGAAGAGCAAGCGCCUCGAGAGCAACUUCCCCGGGACGGCCCUUCCCUCAGCACAGGGGAUCGGCAGCUCUUUGGCUACGUGGGGAUCGAUGCCGUGCUGGACCAGAUGCGGAUAAAGACCAUGAAAACAGGCUUUGAGUUCAACAUCAUGGUUGUAGGACAGAGUGGUCUCGGCAAGUCAACCAUGGUGAAUACUCUUUUCAAGUCCAAGAUCAGCAGGAAAUCCACCUGCUCCGGGUACGAGGAGCGCAUCCCCAAGACGGUGCACUUGCUCUCCGUCACGCAUGUUGUUGAAGAGAAAGGGGUGAAGAUGAAGUUGACGGUGACAGACACACCAGGAUUUGGGGAUCAAAUUAACAAUCAAAACUGCUGGGAGCCAAUUGUUGAAUUCAUCAAUGAACAGUACGAACGCUACUUAAGGGAGGAGAUCCUCAUCAACCGCAAACGGAAAAUCCCCGACACCCGCGUGCACGCAUGCGUGUAUUUUGUGCCACCCACCGGGCACUGGCUGCGUCCCUUGGACCUGGAAUUCAUGCGGCGGCUCAGCAAGAUCACCAAUGUGGUGCCGGUCAUUGCCAGAGCAGACACCUUGACCCUGGAGGAGCGGGCAGAGUUCAAGCAGAGGAUUCAGAAAGACUUGAAGGCCCAUGGGAUCCAUGUCUACCCACAAGUAGACUUUGACGAGGACCCGGAUGACAGGCUUCUGAAUGACAAAAUCCGGGAGAAAAUCCCUUUUGCUGUGGUUGGAGCAGACAAGGAGCACCAAGUGAAUGGCAAGAAGGUGCUGGGCCGCAAAACCAAGUGGGGCAUUAUUGAAGUGGAAAACCCUGCCCACUGCGAGUUUCCUUUGCUGCGGGAUCUCUUAAUCAGGUCUCACCUGCAGGACCUCAAAGACAUCACCCACAAUGUGCAUUAUGAGCAGUAUCGUGUGCGGCGUCUCAAUGAAAGCAACCAGGCUUCCAAGGGAGGCGAGCGCCUGGCCCUGAGUUCCGUCAACGGAGAGCCAGAGAGCCACCUUUGAGCAGCAGGGAUGGCCUCUCCUGCCCCAUGCAUCCCACCCCCAGUCUCACUGACCCCGUUCCCCAAUGGCUUCUACAGACUGGUGUCUCCUUCCCAUUUCCUCUUCUGCAAUCAGCCAGAACAGGUUUUCUGAAAGAUGUCCCCCUCCCUUGCUCCCUGUCUCUUUUGAUCAGAAAGGGGAUCUCUGACUUUGAAAUCCCAGCGUCUUGUGUUGGGCACCAACACAUCCAUCUGCUGCCUUACAGUUUCACAUCUCAGGGGCAGGACAGCCAUCUCCUGGACUUUGCUCACCAUGAUCUUGUCUUCUCAGCCAAGGAAACCUCCUUCCUGCCUAAAUGGGUUGUGCUCUUUAUAUGGACUCCAGAGCUAAGACCUUGAGGUCAUCACUUAACCCACUCCUGAGCCCCAUUUUGCCCAUGCCUACCUUUCUUUCAUAUUCUCCCAAUUUUUCUAAUGUUGUACCAUUCUUCUGUGAUGCUUCUUGGCUCGGGAGAUGGAGGCUCAGAACACUGAAGGAUUGACAUCGCAUGAAAAGGUGAGCCCAUCAACUUUGACAGCAAAGAAUGGCGCACCCAUUCCUGUUCUGGACUCCUGCAGGCUGGGAUCGUAGCCUGCAAAAACAGUCUUAUGGCAAAACAUCCUAGCAUUCUUAUGCUAUUUGGACCAGGAUUGAUUGCUGUUUGAAAGGAUUCGUGGUGGGAAGGAGUGGUUUGAAUACUUCUGCAAGAUCAUCAGGCAAACCAGAAGAGCCAGAAUUGGCCCAGACCAUUAUAAUAGAUGCUUUCUUGCCUUGUACUGGGUUCCUUUUACUUAUUUUUUUGUCUCAGAAGGCAAAGAGGCUUGGGAUUUCUGAGAAGACAGCCGAUCCCCUGCUGAUGCCAGAACAGUGUGAGAGAGCUCACCACCAUCUCCUGGAAGCCAGCCUCAUCCAUCCGAUUGCAUUUUAUAUUCCUGGGCAAAGAGCACCCAGGCAGGUUGUGAAUCUCCUGUUUACACAUUAAAGAGAAACUCUG
Messenger RNA from Anolis sagrei ordinatus, 3871 nucleotides. Its product is annotated as septin-12-like. Gene Ontology annotation, biological process: intracellular protein localization; cytoskeleton-dependent cytokinesis. NCBI's taxonomy places the organism in Eukaryota, Metazoa, Chordata, Lepidosauria, Squamata, Anolidae. Gene Ontology annotation, cellular component: microtubule cytoskeleton; septin complex; cell division site. Gene Ontology annotation, molecular function: molecular adaptor activity; GTPase activity; GTP binding. The record is from RefSeq and is a predicted model, not a curated record.